Messenger RNA from Andrographis paniculata, 834 nucleotides. Its product is annotated as basic leucine zipper 43-like. The record is from RefSeq and is a predicted model, not a curated record. The transcript has a single exon. The coding region runs from base 4 to 534 and encodes 176 amino acids. Lineage: Eukaryota; Viridiplantae; Streptophyta; Magnoliopsida; Lamiales; Acanthaceae. Gene Ontology annotation, molecular function: DNA-binding transcription factor activity. Gene Ontology annotation, biological process: regulation of DNA-templated transcription.
GCAAUGCAACCCAGUGAGGUUAGUGAGCUCCAUUAUCUAUUUCCUUCAAACCCAACACUUCUCCCAUCUCAUUUUCCCUUCACAGGGAUGAAUACACCAGUAUAUGACUUUAACAGAUUAUCUAACCCUCAUCAACUUCAAAUCACACCCCAUGUUCAAGCAUUCAAUCCCCAGACAACAUGCCUCAGCAGCAACUCCACUUCUGAUGAAGCAGAUGAGCAACAAUUAAGCAUAAUAAACGAGAGAAAGCAAAGAAGAAUGAUUUCAAACAGAGAAUCUGCACGACGAUCACGCAUGCGCAAACAAAAGCACUUGGAUGAGCUUUGGUCUCAGGUCAUCUGGCUCCGAAAUGAGAAUCACCAACUCAUAGACAAGCUGAACCAUGUAUCAGAGCGUCAUGAUAAAGUUCUUCAGGAAAAUGCUCAACUGAAAGAAGAAGCAUCAGAGCUUCGUCAAAUGUUUUCUCACAUGCAGCUCAACAGUCCUUAUCCUAGCCUGAGGUUGGAUGAGGAGCCAUGUGAUGAGUUGGUUUAAGAAGAAAAAUACUCAAUCUAGUCUCACCCGUUCCUGAUUCUUGCUGAUAACAAAACCUUAAAUUUUUGUCUUCUCUUUAGUACGCACUCUCUUUAUCUCAGUUGAUGAGAAACGGUCUCCAGCCAUGCUGUAUGAUGAGAUAAGAUUAUUGUUGAAAUAAAAAUUUCUUACUACAUACAAGGAUUGCAUCAAGGAGCUCAAAGUGUGUAAUUCAACUUAUAUCCUAACAUUUCUCAUACAGCAGCAAGGGAAUGCUUGUCUAUGCAUGUAGGCACAGGGACAGACUCAUCAUGCACAAGA